AUGGGCCCUCAGCCUUCCGCAACAGAGUCCCAACCAGCCUGGCGGCCCUCGCCUGGCACGAUCGAACCCAGCCAUAGUCAAAAUGUCAAUACACCCCAAUCCGAGAGUCGAUCGGAGGGUGCUCGACAACAGAGAGUAGAAGCGACGACUACCAAGAGCGACGCUUCCCCUCAGCACCCACGAAGAUUUCUGGCACAGCCAAUAGAGACAUCGUCGCGAAGCUCUCAGACACGACAGCUUUCCUCCCAGCUAGGAAGCCUUGGUAAUGUGUCCGAUGACCGCUCGGAGCGGAAAUCCCAGCAGGCCGGAAACCACCCACGGCGGUUCCUGCCGGAACCCAUCGAAUCCAGCAGGGCCAGCAAUCAGGGGUCCGUUGGCCCACGGCGGUUCAAGCCUGAGCUCCUCGAAACCGACCAUCGCUCGGUCAAGGGGACCACAGCCGACCUUGCAGAUCGACAACAUAUCCACACUCUACCAGCAAAAUACGGUUCAGAAUCCCGGAUACAUAUGUCAGGAGCUACGCCGUCUCUGGAUUUUCCCUUGGAGGCCUCGUUCGGCGUCCCCGAGUCUAAAUUCUCUUAUGCGAGUCUCCUUCGCCGGCAAGAGAUGCGGAGGCAUUCAUUUCGAGUUCCUGAUCUCCCGUCAAUCCCAUCGCACAGCAGUGAAGAUUCCGAUUCGGCUUCCGAGACACCGCCUUUGUCUUUAUCCCCUGCGAGGCCAUAUCUGAAGCUAAAUCAAACCCACCAGAAGGAUCACUUGGUUCGAGAAGGAAACGACGAUUUCUCACGGUAUUUGUUGUCCCUGGCGGCUCGAUCCGCACAGAAACAGCUGAGAGAGCAGGCGCUCGCCGCCUUUCCCAAUGAGCAAGUCUAUCAACCGGUUGACCACUUCGCCGUUGAGGAGGAAGACGGGGUAUCGGAGGAAGAUGAGGAUCUUAUAUAUCCCCGAACUCACCACAUCAAGUCUCGGCGACAGUCCUCAGCGGACCUCUCCUGGGAGCUUGAUUAUAUGCGUCAACAUAAGGAGGAAGCAGAACAACGACUUAGACUGAUGGUCGCCUCACAAAACCCGGGCCUCUCGUCUCCUGGCCCCAAACCAGCCUCCGAGAGCCAUGGCCCAAGCCCACCAAUGCUUGGUGCCGAUCUCGUACUGCCUCAGAGUCUGUCUCCGGAUGGCACUCUCUGUGAGGAACUCCCGGCCGAGAAUAAAAUCCAGGCAAAACAAGAUCCCUGCACUGACUGUGGCGGCCUCUGGUGUGAGGGGACUCAGCCCGACGAUGUGCGCGGAGCAGGUCUUUGGAUGGGCACAUGUCGCAAGGCCGAGGGCCUGGCACGGGGGUCACAGUUAAUGACUGGGAUUAUGACCCCAAUGAUUCAGUGCGAAGAGUUCAACAUAACGCCGAGCCCCCAACCGGAUGCUCCUAUGGAAUCGGAAGAGUUACAAGGCCAAGCACGCCAAGGGACGAGUCCUGGCCUUUCAAGAAGGACACCUGUUGCUGAAUUCCACGACGGCUUUGUUACGCAGAUUUACAAUUAUCUGUCCUUAGGCUACCCAUGCGUUGCUCGGUAUUAUGACCACGAGCUCAGCAAGAUCUCGGGAAUUGCUCUUCAAGAUCUCCGGCGGGAUGAUCUGGGUGCAGAUGCCCGAGGCUAUGUGGUACCACCGGUUGAUAACCUUGCAGUUGCUUGUGUUCGAUGGAAGGCCCUUCGUCUUUAUAUUCAUGAAUGGGCCCGACAGCAGCCGAACAUGGUGGAGGAUGAAACAGGCCUCGAAGCUUGGGGGGUUCCUGAGCGAAGAGGAAGCUGGGCCAUUUGA
Messenger RNA from Penicillium canariense, 1815 nucleotides. RefSeq lists its product as uncharacterized. Bases 1 to 1815 code for a protein of 604 amino acids. The transcript has a single exon. The record is from RefSeq and is a predicted model, not a curated record. Lineage: Eukaryota; Fungi; Ascomycota; Eurotiomycetes; Eurotiales; Aspergillaceae.